AUGGAUGAGGUGGGAUUUGCGCUACGGUGUGUAGCUUAUGUUGCGUGCCAAGGAAUGGGGAAGGGGGUCUUGAGGAUUUUUUGGGGAUUUUUGGUGGAAGGGCUUGAGGGUUUUGGUGGUAUGGGUUUUAUGGCUUUUUAUCUCACUCGGUUUUUGUAUGUAUACGCACCUACUUGUGGGCAGGAAGGGGAAAAGAAAGAAAGGAAAAAUGUGACAGGUGAUCCAAAUAAGGAGGUUAGGAAAAAGUAUCGUAGACGGUGA
Sclerotinia sclerotiorum 1980 UF-70 is the source of this 261-nucleotide messenger RNA. RefSeq lists its product with no specific name. The transcript has 2 exons. The record is from RefSeq and is a predicted model, not a curated record. NCBI's taxonomy places the organism in Eukaryota, Fungi, Ascomycota, Leotiomycetes, Helotiales, Sclerotiniaceae. Bases 1 to 261 code for a protein of 86 amino acids.